AUGGCUGAGAACGUACCCGACAAUUACAUCCCCAAGUAUGCUCAGCAAGACGAGUGGGAGGACAAGGAGCUCCAAAAAUUCGCGAUUGAGUUCUAUCGCAUCUCAGACAAGCCAGAAGAGAACCAACGCUGGGUCGACUCCUUUUGCGAGGACGCACGUGUUCAAAUUGGCGCUGAUAAGGCGCGUGGCACAAAUGACUUGGCCCAAUUCCGAACUCGAAUGUGGAAGUUAGUCAAGGAGAGGAAGCACACGGUACUCAAGGUCUUCCCUGGACGGUUCCCAGACUCGGAAGCCAACGAGAGCGAGGUGAUGAUCCUCGGCGAGGUCGGUGUGACUACAACAGACGGACGACUCAAACAAGCUGCUUGGUCAGCCCAUGCAGUGGUAAAGAAGGUUGAUGGAGCCUGGAAAUUCAAGGAGUACCGAGUUUGGUUGCAGGAUGAGGGACUUCUAUGA
Fusarium poae is the source of this 456-nucleotide messenger RNA. RefSeq lists its product as uncharacterized. Bases 1 to 456 code for a protein of 151 amino acids. The transcript has 2 exons. The record is from RefSeq and is a predicted model, not a curated record. NCBI's taxonomy places the organism in Eukaryota, Fungi, Ascomycota, Sordariomycetes, Hypocreales, Nectriaceae.